CUCAGUGUCAGUGUGCGUGUUGGGUUGUGUAGAGUUGGUCCGUGGGGAGGUCGCGGGGGUUUGAGCCUUUACACCCGGGCAAAUCCGCUCUCUCACGCUGGUAUAUGGGAUGGAAGCGGGGCCAGCGACAGCAGCAGCAGUUGGCCCAUAUGUGCCACCUCUGCAGCAGGUGUUCCAAGCACCACGACGACCAGGGAUAGGAACGAUAGGCAAGCCAAUUAAACUUCUAGCCAACUACUUUGAAGUUGAUAUUCCGAAAAUCGAUGUUUACCAUUACGAGGUGGAUAUAAAGCCAGAUAAAUGUCCAAGGAGAGUAAACAGGGAAGUGGUGGAGUACAUGGUUCAACACUUCAAACCUCAGAUCUUUGGAGACAGAAAGCCAGUGUAUGAUGGGAAAAAGAAUAUUUAUACAGCAACACUACUACCAAUUGGCCAGGAUCGGGUUGACUUUGAGGUGACCAUACCCGGUGAAGGAAAAGAUCGCAUUUUUAAAGUUUCAAUUAAAUGGUUAGCAGUGGUGAGUUGGAGAUUGCUGCAUGAAGCCCUCGUCAGUGGUCGAAUUCAGGUUCCUUUAGACUCUGUUCAAGCCCUGGAUGUAGCUAUGAGGCACCUGGCAUCAAUGAGGUAUACCCCUGUUGGUCGAUCUUUCUUCUCUCCACCUGAGGGUUACUACCACCCAUUGGGUGGAGGCAGAGAAGUCUGGUUUGGUUUCCAUCAGUCUGUCCGACCUGCCAUGUGGAAAAUGAUGUUGAACAUUGAUGUAUCAGCAACAGCUUUCUACAAAGCUCAGCCUGUAAUUGAAUUUAUGUGUGAAGUCCUUGACAUACGGAACAUCGAUGAGCAGCCAAAGCCUCUUACUGACUCUCAAAGAGUGCGUUUUACUAAAGAAAUUAAAGGUUUAAAAGUAGAGGUGACUCACUGCGGACAAAUGAAGAGGAAAUAUCGAGUAUGCAAUGUCACCCGACGGCCAGCCAGUCACCAGACAUUCCCCUUGCAACUGGAAAGUGGACAGACCGUGGAGUGCACAGUAGCACAAUAUUUCAAACAGAAAUACAACCUUCAGCUGAAGUACCCACAUCUACCCUGUUUACAGGUGGGACAGGAACAGAAGCACACCUACCUGCCACUUGAGGUAUGUAACAUUGUACCUGGCCAACGAUGCAUCAAGAAACUUACGGACAAUCAAACGUCAACAAUGAUUAAAGCAACAGCACGAUCAGCACCAGACAGGCAGGAAGAGAUCAGUAGACUGAUGAAGAAUGCCAGCUACAACCUUGAUCCCUACAUUCAGGAAUUUGGGAUAAAGGUGAAAGAUGACAUGACUGAAGUCACAGGCCGGGUUUUGCCAGCUCCGAUUUUACAGUACGGUGGCCGGAACCGAGCAAUUGCUACUCCAAAUCAGGGAGUGUGGGAUAUGCGUGGCAAACAGUUCUACAAUGGGAUCGAGAUCAAAGUCUGGGCCAUCGCCUGCUUUGCACCACAGAAGCAGUGCAGGGAGGAGGUGCUGAAGAGUUUUACUGACCAGCUGCGAAAAAUAUCUAAGGAUGCAGGAAUGCCUAUCCAGGGUCAACCAUGUUUCUGUAAAUAUGCACAAGGCGCUGACAGUGUGGAACCGAUGUUCAGGCAUCUGAAGAACACCUAUUCAGGACUCCAGCUUGUAAUUGUUAUUUUACCUGGGAAAACACCUGUCUAUGCUGAGGUGAAGCGAGUAGGUGAUACUCUCCUUGGGAUGGCAACACAAUGUGUUCAGGUGAAAAAUGUGGUGAGGACGUCUCCUCAGACUUUGUCUAACCUCUGCCUAAAAAUCAAUGUGAAAUUGGGUGGAAUCAACAACAUACUAGUACCUCAUCAACGUUCAGCUGUGUUCCAGCAGCCUGUGAUUUUCUUGGGCGCAGAUGUCACACACCCACCAGCUGGAGAUGGGAAGAAACCCUCCAUAACGGCAGUGGUUGGCAGCAUGGAUGCUCAUCCAAGCCGUUACUGUGCCACAGUUCGUGUGCAGCGACCUCGUCAGGAAAUAAUUGAAGACCUUUCCUACAUGGUUAGAGAACUACUGAUCCAAUUUUACAAAUCUACCCGCUUCAAGCCAACAAGGAUCAUCUUCUAUAGGGAUGGCGUUCCUGAAGGACAGUUGCCACAGAUACUACACUACGAGCUCUUGGCUAUUCGUGAUGCUUGUAUCAAACUGGAAAAAGAUUAUCAACCUGGAAUUACCUAUAUAGUUGUCCAAAAACGGCAUCACACACGGCUCUUCUGUGCUGAUAAGAGCGAGAGGAUUGGAAAAAGUGGGAACAUACCAGCAGGGACAACAGUUGACACCAAUAUCACCCACCCAUUUGAAUUUGAUUUCUACCUUUGCAGUCAUGCUGGGAUUCAGGGCACCAGCAGACCUUCACAUUACUAUGUCUUAUGGGAUGACAAUCGAUUCACUGCAGAUGAGCUUCAGAUCUUGACUUAUCAGUUAUGUCACACUUAUGUGCGGUGCACACGUUCUGUCUCCAUUCCGGCACCAGCCUAUUAUGCUAGAUUGGUGGCAUUCAGGGCAAGAUAUCACUUGGUGGACAAGGAGCAUGACAGUGGAGAAGGCAGCCAUAUCUCCGGACAGAGUAAUGGACGGGAUCCCCAGGCACUUGCCAAAGCUGUCCAGGUUCACCAAGACACCUUACGCACAAUGUACUUCGCAUAAGUAUGUGAUAGCUCAGUCACCUCAACUUGCCAGCCUCUGGACUAGAAGCAGCCAUACAUGAACAUUCAAGUAUCUUCCACCGACAAUGUCUUGGAGGUUGGAAAGGGUCAAUAUAUAUUUUACAAUGAGUAGCUAAUGAACUACAAAAUGGACUGGGAAAGAUUGACCAGAAAAAUUAAAGAAGAGGUCAGAACUAUUCCACAUGAAGAAAACAGGUUUCAUGUUCAAGUUUUAUUUUUUACUUAUUUAUGCAAUAUAUUGAUAACUUUUUAAUGUAAAAUGGAAAUGUUCACCACUGCCAAACUCCUGUUAGUUUUUAAGAGACAUGUGGAUGAAAGAAAAUGGUCGAUCAGCAACUACUUCAAACGACAUCAUUCAAGGGAUGAAAAGUCCCAAUAGUCCAAAAGCUGAACUUCUCAAUUUAGUGCCUGGCCUUAAUUAUUUGAAUCUGCCAGUCUGUUAGACUUGCCAGAGUUCUUUUCAUGCAUAUGCCUAAGUUGGCACCAAAACAUAUCAGUAGUUCUGAACCUGAUAAUGUUAUUUGUGAUGUCUCGUUCUUUAUUGUUCUCUUGAGUUUCAUUUUGACAAGUGCAUAAAGUUUUGUGUAUUCACACAGUCUAAAGAAAUGUUAUCAUGGUCACUUUCCAAAGUCUGGACUUUGAAAGUUGGUAUGAAUUCAUGGGAAGGAAGACAAAUAGAAGUCCUGGUUCUGAAGUAGUAAGAGAAUUGCUUGUAAAUUAUUUUUUUAAAAUGUCACAAUAAGAACCUUAAAGCAUUGUGAUGGCUGCACUCCAUUUGUACUGAUAUUGUAAGCCACUCCUGCUCAACCUACAAAAAGGGGGUGAAAAUAGCAGUAAGGGAACAAGUAGAAUAUAGAUCAAAUUUAGCAGACAGUUAAAUGAAUAAAGAGCUGGGGUAUUUUGAAAGUUGCUGUUCUUUGAAUAUUCUUCAGCUGUCUAGCAAAAGAAUUGGACACCAGUGAACACUGGCUGUAAUUCUCAUUCAUUAUUUUGGACAUGGAUAUAGAUUAACAAAAAGCUUAGUUUUGUAUCUUUUUAAAGGGCAUUAAAGAUUGUGCAAUUUUUUUGAUCUUCCUCCAUACUGAAUUAGUAAUUUGUUAUAGAUUGUUUUAACUGCUUUGUUUAGCCUUCAUUUGGAUUUGAAGCCACCUUGUUUCUUUUUACAUACCCACUACAUUUUUAAAAGUGAUUUUUUGUAAUCUGGAGAUCUCAGUGCUAGUAAAUUCAGAAUUUUCCAGAUAAUUCUGCAACCGCCUCAUGCCAGUAUAUUGGACAAAUAUAAAUAAGAUGCACUAUGAAAGCUUCCUGUACUGUAUCCCAGUUCUACAGGUUGUAUUUCUUAAACCAACCAGACUGUGAAACUGUCAAAUUUUCAGUCAUGUCCAUUUGGCACUAAAUUGGAACUGGCCAUAACUUACAGGUAUAUUAUUAUGAACCCAGGUUCAAGAGGUGCAAGUGUAUUGUUCUAACUUACUGCACAGCUCUGAAUAGAUUUGAAAAUGAAUGGGGUUGUAUAGACAAGUAGAGUGAUCUGUCAAGGUAUAGUUGAAAUUAUUACAGCAUACUAGGGUGUAAUUUUAAAGUGUUUGCACUAGAAUUAAAUAAACAAAGUAGAACAAACGAGUCAGCUGACAAACCUGUUAAUAUCAUUAAUUUCAGUUAAUACCAUGCACUACAAAUGUAAUCAGUGGGAAGAAACCACUAGAAAUGCAUUAAGAUGCAUUUUAACAGUCCAGGAUUAUUACUUGAAUUUCAAGUUUUUGAAGUCUCCAUUGGCCCUUCAAUCUUCACUUUUCCUUUUUAAGAUAUCUUACUGGAAUAUGGUCAAGAGAGUCUGGCUGUGUUUGAUAUCUCAUGCAAGGUACCUUUGUUUAUAUUGGAUUAGAGAUGGUGUGCAUUGACAAACUGCAAAUAUCCAGGCAUGAAAGCCUGUGGAAUUCCAUUCUUAGCCUAUUUCUUUAAACUCACUUUGUAGCAGAGGGUAUUGCACAGCAAUUGAGAAGAGGCCCUGGCUCAUUAGCCCUAUUCUAAUCGAAAUCUCAUAACUCUGCACAAUCUAAGAAUUAAACAGAAGAUCAACCAGCCUUUAAGGGAAAGUUACAACCCACUUCUGUCAGCUGUCAUGGAAGAAUUUUGUACGCAUAUAUAUUUUAAAACUCCAUUUGAAGCAAGUACACCAAAGGUCACUUAUGUUUUGGGAGUAGUUUAAAAUUGGUAUCACUGGAAGGAAAUCACCAGUUACACCAUCCCAACUUACUGUUGGUUCCAGUCUUUUACACCUGGACAUCAGAGUUGGUGUUAGUGAAACUGAUGAUUCCAUCCUGCAUGCUGUAUGGUUGUUUUCUCCACCUGUUUUUUCAUUUCCUAUUGAAAAAUCUUCCAAAAAACUCCAGCUAAGUUUAUUUUGGGUGUGUAGGAACUAGUUGGUAGCAGGUGGAGAGUGGAAAAACAGAUUGGUCAGUCUUAUUUAGUCCUUGAUGACAAGAGUGGAUUUAUCCAAGUAGAAAGUGAAAGCUGAAGAUUGUUAACCACCCAUGUCUAAUGUGCUUAUACAAAAAUGUACGAGAAAAAGUGGCCCACAAGUCACUGGAUGUUUUUAAUGUGCAUGUCUGAUACUUGGCUACAUAGGAAGAGGAAAAGUGAAGAGAAUCAAGCUGGGCUACUGUGUUUUUUUUUCCCCCAGUUAUCUAUUGGGAGAUGGGCAUUUUUAGAGGCCUGAAACUACUUACCCUCCUGAUCCAAAUCAUGAUGCAUAAAAAGGAAAGCAAAUUAGCUUUUAAAAUGCACAAUAUUAAUUCUCCAUUUUGUCAAAUGGUGGAAGUCUAAUAAGAAAUGUAACAAUAAACAACAUAUACAGGGUCGGUGGCUAGACCCUUCCUUAAUCCUGGUUGAUUAUCUCUGAUCAGUUUAGUCUAAGAAGCAAUUCCCUACUUUGUGGGAAAGAUAGAGGGGUUGCUUGAAAAGAUACAAAAUAACGAAUAGCUGAAUGCCAGAUUCAGUCUUUGGUCUUGGUUGAAUUACCUGAUGCUGACUGGGUAUCAUAAUAAAGUCAGUGGUAUUGAGUUAGCAAAGUUGGUUGGGAUUGCUAUUUGACGUCACUAACCACUAAUUUUUGCUGGAAAUGUGGGGUGUAGGUCCUUCACAGUUAAAUUGCCUAAAGGGUGAACUGGGGAUUGAGGAGCUGGAAUUUGCCAGUAUCUUCAGGUAGUGUGGUAAAAAGGGGAAGGAUAAUCUGGACAUCUAUUUUGAGCAAAAAUUAAACGAUAUUCAAGUGAAUACUUGGAAACAUCUACAAUUUGACAGUAAAACUGAUGGUUUAAAAUAAUUAGUAAAUCAAAUUCUCACCCUUCAGUCAGCUGAUAAUUCAGUAAUUCUGGAGCUCAAGCUUUCGUUUUCCAGGACACUACCAGCCAUUCCUGUUGUGAUUUUUUUUUAAAAAAGGUUAUAGUCAGCUAAGGUAAAAGUUAUGUGCAAGUAUUUACGGAGGCAGAGUGGUUUAUUUUCUUACACUGAACCGAUAUACUGAAGUUAACUUUAAUUAUAAUUUUCUAUGUUCCUUUUCCUCGAUGCACAAGUGUUUUUUAAAGAAUAAAAAGUGAUUUGAAGAAA
This is a messenger RNA of Stegostoma tigrinum, 6315 nucleotides long. RefSeq names its product protein argonaute-1. The transcript is spliced from 19 exons. Gene Ontology annotation, molecular function: protein binding; RNA binding. The record is from RefSeq and is a predicted model, not a curated record. The coding region runs from base 110 to 2686 and encodes 858 amino acids. NCBI's taxonomy places the organism in Eukaryota, Metazoa, Chordata, Chondrichthyes, Orectolobiformes, Stegostomatidae.